This is a messenger RNA of Dunckerocampus dactyliophorus (ringed pipefish), 3732 nucleotides long. It is a transcript of the gene c5ar1, whose product is annotated as complement C5a receptor 1. The record is from RefSeq and is a predicted model, not a curated record. Bases 267 to 1331 code for a protein of 354 amino acids. Gene Ontology annotation, molecular function: complement receptor activity; G protein-coupled receptor activity. The transcript is spliced from 2 exons. Gene Ontology annotation, cellular component: plasma membrane. Gene Ontology annotation, biological process: complement receptor mediated signaling pathway; inflammatory response; chemotaxis. NCBI's taxonomy places the organism in Eukaryota, Metazoa, Chordata, Actinopteri, Syngnathiformes, Syngnathidae.
CAAUAACUUCAAAAUACAAAUACACAUUUUUAUUUAUUUGUAUUUCAUUUGUCCAUUUAAUAACAAUACAUACAAAUGUGUGUUACCUCAUUUGCAUAUGAGAAGCAUGAACAUAAUUUCCAUGACAAACAAAUGUGUGUGUGUGUGUGUGUGCUUGCGUGCGUGCGCGUGUGUGUGUGUCUUGGGGUAUAUAAAACGUUGCAUCAGGAGAACAGCCCAUAACUUCCUUCCAGCUAAGAGAGUGUGCAGCACUGACAUCCUCAAUUAUGGGUGACUUCUCCUUCCUGGAUAAUUAUACGGACUUCAACUUCAACAUUACUGAUUCAGACUUCAACUUCACUUUACCUGAGUUUCCCGAAAUCGUGAUGCCCAAGAUUCAACCCAUCCAAAUGGUGGCCCUGACCUGCUACGCACUCGUGGUUGUCUUUGGCGUUCCCGGAAACGCCAUCGUGGUGUGGGUGACCGGCUUCAACAUGCCCUCGUCGGUCACGUCCAUCUGGUUCCUCAACCUAGCGCUGGCUGACCUCCUGUGCUGCCUCUCGCUGCCUCUUCUCAUGGUGCCUCUGGCCCAUGAUGACCACUGGCACUUUGGUCCGUUGGCCUGCACGUUGGUCAAAGGCUUUUUCUACUUGGUGAUGUAUUGCAGCGUCCUGCAGCUGGUCUUCAUAAGUCUGGAUCGGUGCUUGCUGGUGGUCAGGCCAGUGUGGUGCCACAACAACAGGCGAACCAAGUAUGCCAUCCUAGGUUGCGUGGGGGUGUGGUGCCUGGCCCUCAUAGGGAGCAUCCCACAGUUUGUCUACACCAAGGAGGUCACGCUGAGUGAACACAAGCGAGAGUGCCUGGUGGUGCACAGCAUAGAGAGCGCCUGGAUCGUCACUAUACUCCGCUUCCUGCUGGGCUUCAUCCUCCCCCUCCUGGCCAUCAUCAUCUGCCACUGGGUGGUCUACAGCAGAGCUGACAGUAAAAUGGCGCAAGGCAGGACUCGCUCCAAGCGAACGCUGAGGGUCAUCGUGGCCGUGGUGCUCUCGUUCUUUUUGUGCUGGCUCCCUCUGCACAUUGUAGACUUUCUCCUCCUGGUGACCCCUCGGAAUUCCCCUCACAGCCCCUCUGUGUACCUGGCCCACGUUCUGACGCUCUGCCUGGCGUACUUCAACAGCUGCCUCAACCCGCUACUUUAUGUGUGUCUGGGCCGAGGCUUCAAAGACACAAUGAACCGCUCCCUGUGCAACAUCCUGCACUUGCUCAGCGAGGACCACACGCCCAAGAUCACCAGCGCUACUCAUGAAACCAAGGCCACAAGCUCCACGGAAAAGGAGGUGACCAAUGUGUGAUGGGGAGCAGACACUGAUGCAGUGUCUUAGUAAACACAACUGUGGCUUUUCCUUGCUUUCAUGGCCUUUCUGCCAUGGCCUUCAACAGAAAUUCAAGAUUCAAGAUUCAAGAUUCAAGAGUUUUAUUGUCAUGUGCAUGGUAAAACAGCAGUAAUAUUCCACUGUCCGCUGUACUUCUUCAAAUACGUGAUGUUAUGUUGCAAAGGGAAGAAUAAAUGGCAAAAGAACAGCCAAUAAACACCCUGACCUUGUCUUAUAGAAUGGUUUCUAAAUGAUUUCAUAAAGUAGCAAGGUUUAGUUUGUGUCAAGGACUGCUUGAAAGAGGCUAUAACCAUGACGAUUGCUACACAAUUGCUAACAUUUGCUUCAUUUCCUGUUGGUGUUCAGGCUCAAAAGCUGAAAAACCACAAGGAAGCUUGCAGACGUGCUUCCACCCAUUUCCAAGUAGAUGAUUAUAAACAGAAGCUCAUUAAUGAUGUUACAUAGGAUGCCAUUGCUGCUGUCUUCUGUUGUAGGAGUUGUCUUUUUUGUCUGUCACCUCUUAUGUUGUUAUUGCUUUUGCUGUUGUCCAUCGUAGUUGUCUUUUUCUGCUAAAAAAGGAAUGUUGUUUUCAGUGUUACACAGGAUGGCAUGGUUGUAAACUUUUGGUGUCCUCCCCGUUGUCAGUGUUACAUAGGAUGCUACUCUGCUAAUGUCCUCUGUUGUCUUUUUGGCUCUUUUUUUCUAUUUUUUUUUGUAUGUCCCCUCUUGAGGCCUGUAUCACUAUUGCUAUCACUAUUGGUAUGCUGCCAUCUUCUGUUGCUGUUGGAUGUAAUUCCUCAAAUAACUGAGUGUACAACUAUGUUACCAUACCAAGAGCAACACUUGUUAUUUGAUGAGAAACUGCAGUCAUCCCAAAGGAGGCCACAUCAUGGAAACACAGGUACUUACCUACUGUAUGCACAAGUGUGAUGCUGUCAUACUCUUGACUCUGUGCCGUUAAAAUGACCUCUGUAAUGAUGACUGACUGGCUUCAACGACAGCUGACAACAAUUUAAGCCAGUCAUUAUAGAUGUAGAGCGGCUAGAGCGACGAGUUCUCAUGAGAUUUUAAUGAGAGAUCUGACAAAAAGUGAAGCACAAUAAUAAAGACAAAUUAAUAAAGAAGGUAAUGAUCAAUAAAUUAGUCAUAAAAUUGCAUUUAUACAAUUGUAGGUAGUAAAAAACAACUACAACAAAAUUCUAAAAAUAUAAAUUUAUUUCAUUUCUUUAAAUCGCUGAACGUUCUAUUUGUCUCCCGCACCCUCUCCAUUUUUGUGUAUGUAAUGAAGACGCUUGCGGCGGGAGACAAAUAUAACGCCGAUCAAUUUGUGGGGUCUGAUUUUUUGGAGGAGGCGUUUUUGUGAUGCUAAUGUAUGACUCUUUUCAACGCAUGUUGUUUUGAGAAGCCAAACUCAUUACUUAAGUGACACCAGCAACUAAGCAGAACUACGUUCUUCAUCACCGAAAUCUGACCAGAACUGGACUCGCGGGACCAAGUGGGGGGGUAAGUCACGGUUGAUGAACUACACUGCUGAUGCGGGGUGUCAUACAGCUUUAUGUCAAAGAAGUCCAACUAUCCCUUCAACCUUGUCUUAUAGAAUCCUUUCUAAAUGACUUCAUAAAGUAUCAAGGUCCAAGUUUCAGAACCGCUUGUGAGAUGGUAUGAACUGCUAACAUUUACUUCAUUUCCUGUUGGAGUUCCGGCUCCAACACCGCAGCCAUCCAAUACUACGUAGGAUGCUACUGCUACUGUUUUCUGUUCUAGUAGCUGCAGUUGCCCGUCUGUCCCAUCUUAAGGAAUGAUGUGACAUAGGUUGGCAGUGCUGCGGUUGACGUUAUUGCUUUUGCUGUUGUCGAUCGUAGUUUUCUUUUUUUGCUAUUCUCAUCUGCCCCCUAUUAAAGAAUGAUGUUGUUUUCAAUGUUACAUAGGAUGGCGUAUUGCAGUCUUCUGUUAUCUUUUUUGCUCUGUUCUUUCUUUUCUCCCUGUUUUUGUUGUUUUCUCGUUUCUUUCUGUUACAAAGAAUGUCACUGCUGCUGCUGUUAGCUUUGCUCUUGUCUAUUUUAGCUCUCUUCUCUGUCUGUCCACUCUUCAGGAAUGAAGACCCUGUUAUUGUUUUAAAGGACGUCAUUGUUGCUGUCUUCUGUUUUUUGUCGCUAUUUUCUCUGUCUGUCCCCUUUUGAAGGAGCAAUGCCACUCUCACUCUAGGAGGUCGUUGAUGCUGUUCCUGCUUUUGCUGUUCUCUCGGUUUACCCCCUCUUAAGCAGUGAUGUCGCUGAUCUUUUUUGCCUUUUUCUAUUUUCCAUCUUUGCAUGGAAAAUGAUGAUAAGGAAUGAUGUCAUUAUUAUGUUGCUGCUGUUGACAUUAUUGGUUUUGCUGCCAU